Molecule: messenger RNA, 4591 nt
Organism: Triplophysa dalaica
Lineage: Eukaryota; Metazoa; Chordata; Actinopteri; Cypriniformes; Nemacheilidae
Exons: 3
Coding region: 543-1262 (239 amino acids)
Source: RefSeq, a predicted model, not a curated record
CAGGCUAAAUGAAAGAGCUGUUGUUUUGUUUUUACUGAUUGUUUGUUAACAUACUGGUGCACCUGCCCAGAACACCUGCCAUGGGCAUGUCAGUAUAGUGUUAAGCAUUAGUCAUAAGUUAAAGCUGUUGACCAUUUCGCUGAGUUUCCUGAUCCCUCGUCACAUGGUUUGUCAUCAACGUGCCGAGCACAGGCCCUCCUUUGGACUGCCACCAGAGGUUCAGAUAGACGUGUCUGGAAGGCAUGGGAGAGAGUCGCCGGGGACCUGCUUUUACUCGGAAGCACCAACACAAGGGAGAAAAUAAACAUUAAGAAGGCGGAGGGAACGUGCUGCGAUGUGCGCGCGACGUCUUCUGGUUAUGGAAUAAAUUUUUGGGACACUUCGCUUCCUUGGACCGCUGUUGUUAUUUUUAAAAUGGGAAGACGAGCUACGAACUGGAAAAAAAUAAACGAGCACCGGACUUAUCUGUGAAAUUGUAGCCAUUCUGGCAAACGACUGCCACACCUUCGUCCGUGUAACAGGUACACUACACAACUGUCCAGAUGGGUUGCAGUUGCUGUAGGAUGGUAAAAGGUUAUAUCUCUGACCCUUCAGUUCCUGUGGAUGUUCCUGGUUGUAAGCAUGACCCCACCACCAGCUCGCUCUAUCAGUCUAACUUAUUCCCAGAGAAGGGAGAUCACAUCCACAAAAAACAGGGCUUCCACAACCUGGGUUACAGCACCCACCCCAGCUCUACCAAACUCGACAUAGACAAUAACCACUUAAACCUAUUCCACGCCAAUGUUCUGGACCAGCGGGUCAGAACAAGCCAACCUGAGCAUGACCCUAGACAAUACAUCCUCAGGGCUGAGGAGGAGGGGAUGCCCGUCAAAACGUUGUGCGACGAGCCGAUUUUGGGCACGGAACCCGGAAAGCGGGAGGAGAGAUUUCGAGACUCUGGGUUGGGCAGCGGGGGGAUAUCAGAGGGGUCAGAUGGUUGUCCUUAUGGACAAGAGGAGGAAUUCGAGGAGAUGAGAUGCAGGGAGCCUAGCACUCCAGACACGGAGAGCAUGCUGUCUGUGGAUAUGCACACGAGCAGCACAAGCCUCUCCUCAGCGGACACCAAGCUUGUUAUAGACGACAGAGAUGAGAAUGAGCCAGUGGUCAUAGAAGAAGUGCAAGAAACGGAGAAAGAAAGCGACGGGAUGAGCAUCACAGACUCGAUGGUGGCCGAGGCUCUUGCUGCCCUGGAUGCAGCGACGGCAGGAGAGGAUUUUGAGUGACGGCCACGUGAGAAAGGGCGUGGUACUGCUCUUUGUAGAUGUGGAACAUUUCCAUACUUGCUCCCUCACACCCUGCACAUUUGAAUAUAGCCAAAAUAAUAGCUUUCAUAAAAUGAAGUCUUUCUGUAGGCGUCGAUUUCUACUGACUGAAAAGAAAACUUUCAAUUCAAAUGAAGACUUGACAACAGGAGCUGCCUCUUGUUUACACAACAGAAAUCGUCCACGUAAAAGACAGCACACUUGCUCGGAAAUGAAGGUUGUGUGAAUGUUUCUUUGUGAUUCAGUGGACAAACUCACACAAUUUUGUGUGAUUUUCCUUAGUACAGUUUUAUACACAUUUAAAUUCAAUGUGAUAAUGAAAUAAGCUCUAUAUGGUCAGAUAUUCUUUCAGCGGAGAUAAUUCAGUCAAAGCCCUACUUUUAUUUUCAUACUGUUCUGUACAAAGUGAAAAAACUCAUUUCAAGCCAGUGUCCAGGUGUUGGGUUACUUAACUGUUGUACUUUUAGAGAUAUUUAAUGAUGGUCAAACUUCUGUUUGUAAUAGAUUGAAAUCAAGUUCAUAUUUAACAAUCUGAAAGACAAUCAAUAUGCGGGUUUGUGUGAGUACAUUACAUAGUGUCAAUAUCAUAGAAGUUUAGGAAGACAUUUGUCUGACACAUGUCUGGGUCAUAUUUUAGCCUUAAAUUUAAAAUAAAAAAUAUGAUUCACAAAAAGAAGCAUCAUAAACUCUAUUUUUGCUAUAAUUUUACAAAUAAUUUUAAAUAUCUAUUAAAUUAAAUAUUAAAUACAAAAUCGCAAGAAAUAACAAUAAUGUUGAAUUUGAAAUUUAAGAUAAAAUGAUGUUUUAUUUGCAUAUUUUAAUUGCCAAUUCAAUAGAAUGGUAAAUGCUCAAACCAAUAUUGCAGUUGUCCUUCUGAAACCGUGGAUGUCCAAAUUCACUGUUUGUGAAAAAACACAGUACACACUUUUUAUCGGUUAGAGAUAUUUGCAAAAUCCAGUAACAAACAUGAAGGGUGAUUAAUAGUAAUGAUUCGUGGCAAAAAAUAAUGAAAUAUGGAGAUACAAGGUUUCAGAAGGACAUUAAAGGUAUUUUUAAUAAAUAUUUUGAAUAUGAAAUAUGACCUGGGUUUCACGUGGUUCACCAUUGUAUAUUUAUAUUCCUGGUUGGGUUCCUGGUUCUAUUAAGACUGGAAAAAUAAAGUAGUGUGUUGAGGAAUCAGGCCAUUGAAGUUGUUGAUCCGCUAUGCACACAGAUAUGAAUUAUGCCUUUAACCAACACUGGUUAACCAGCUGAGGCCUGAAGAGAAAGAAUCAAAGCAACUAAAUGAACUCCACAGCAUAUGACGCACAUUUCUAUAAAUGUAUGAAAAAAUUAAAGGAGAAUUUCUCAUAAAAAUGAAUGUAAAUCCCAUUUACCAGAAUUUGUAUGAUACCUUUAUGAGGUUAAUGUUUUAAAGUAGUAUUUCCAAAUGUUUCAUGAAGUAUAUGUGCUUUUAUGUCUGUUAAAAUAAUUUCUUUUGAACCAGAUGAGACUAUAAAAAGACGAGAUCAAAUGUAUUUACAAAGACUGAUUUUGCAAUAACUUGACAUUAUGACUGCAUUGAAACAUUUGAAAUGUCACAGUGAAUACUUUAACUUUUUCAUUCCAUUCUUUUUGUCCUUAAAUACCAGACAACAUAGGAUUGUCACAUGAGCCAGGGGAAAAAUAAAAACAAUGUAGUUGAUCAUAAGACUUGCCAUGUAAUCCGUUGACAUUUAUGUCUCAUGGAUAACAGUGCCACAGGGCCCUCUGAUAUAACCUCAUAUUAUUUCCCUCCAGUCUUAACCGAAUGCUAAGAAUUGUCCAGAAGUUUGUGUGCGCAGCAGCAAAACAAUGCCAUAGUGUGUUUGUGAAUGUAAUGUAUGACCGCUACAUUGUGCUGAACCUGCCUGAUGUUUGUUUUCUGAGCAGGCCUGCUAACAGAAUAUUAAAACACGAUUAUGACAAAGAUUAUAAACGCUUUUCAUUUCUGCUGAUGUUUUUAAUGGAUCUGGGGGUGAAAAUAAGCCAUCUUGACUGGGAAUAUAAAGCUAUAUAAACUAUUAAAUUACAUUUUGAAUGCAAGAAACCGUGAGAAUGGAAAUAGUUUCACUGCGGUGUCAUUCAUGUCAGUUUUCUGUUCUCCUCUUUCCAUCAUUUGUGUUCCUGUGUUGUUUCGGAGACAACAGCUGACUUGUUUGCUUUACAGUUUUAAAUCAGAUGAUGAUAUUCCAAUUGCUGCACUGUGGUUUCUAUGGUCAGAUUCAUGAUCAUAUAUUGGCCAUAUAUCAAAAUUUCUACAUGUUUUUAAACUAUAUUUAUUCCUAAAUGCGUAAUGAAUACUUCUGUGUAUAGUUGGAGUGACUAGAAAGAACAUAACAAUUAUACAAAGUAUUUGGAUGUGUAAAAAGCAAUGUGUGCAAUCUAUCUGAACUUGGAUUUGAGUUUAAAUAAGGUUCCUUUAAAUCAAAACGUAAGUGUCAUCAACUUAACCAAAGACCCAGUCACAGUUUUUCUGUAAGGAAAAAGAGAACAUAUGCAAAAUAAUUAUUUACUGACAUGAAACUGUUUGAAUUAGCCUGUAACAAAGUCGCUGAGCAUUUACAUAUCUUUAAAGUCAGUGUGGGUUUGAGUUAAUGAUUCCCAAAUCCUUAAACAAAUCCAGACUAAUGCCACCAUUUGUAUGCUCCAAACAUUUAUAGGAACAGCACAUUUUUGUUGCUUGAUGUUUUUUUGUUCCUAGAAAUAGCAUCAUGCAUGAAGUACAAAUAUAAAACAAAACCAUGUUAUUUUAUAAGGUCACAUGCUGGAUAUUUCAGAACGACAGGAGUUGUGGUAAAGGCACAGACCUAAGGGCAUUAGUUCUGCUUCAGUCAUCUAUUAACUGACACGUACUGAUGUUUAACCUUCUAGAAAUGGACUGCAUAUUUUACGUCUCACGCCUGACUGUGAUCGCUGACUCUGAAAGUUUGUUGUUAAAAAACCAGGAAGGACAUCCAGAAGACUGGAAACAUUUCUACGAAUUAUUUUGAGCUAGACUGAAUUGAUCUCAGGAAAGGUGAAUGCAGUUAAUGUACAGGUACUGUGAUGUUCAGAAUGGAGAGGCGUGUUAAUUGUCUCUUUAGAAGGUCAUAGAAACAAUUAGUCAAAAUGUGUUUAAUUUUUUUAAUGUAUAAAUUCUCCAUAUAAAAGAUUUAAGCACUCAUCAUAUGCAUUUACAUUUAACAAUUCGAUACAUACCUCUGCAAGUCUUCCAUUUUUCUUUUACAUUUGUUCUUUGUCUUCUCAAUAAAGACUAUUUCUGUACAGUA